AUGCUGUCUUUAUCAGAUAAUGUCCUGGGGUUGCGCACAGGAGAUACGUUUCCAAAUAAGUGUUUAGGUGAAAUAUUUUUUGAGACUUUGAGAACAGGCAGUUCAGAGGAUGUAACAAUGAGAUUUGACAACUUGGUGCCUCGUCAAAUCUACGAAAUGACAGAAUCUGGAGGAGGAACGAUUAUUAUGCCUCCAAAACAUGUAAAACCGAGAAGUGUUGGUAAAGUAGUCAUGGGAUGUGACGUUAAAAUUAUUGAUCCUGAAUCACAGAAGAGACCUACACUGGACAGAAUGUUCGCUUCGACGUCACAAAGAAAUGAUGAUGGUUUGCGGGCGUCUUACAAUAUCUCGUUACUUAUAGCAAAAUCCGGAAAACCGCAUACUAUCGGAGAGAAGUUAAGUUUGCUAGCCGUUGGAGAGGUCUUAAAAACUGUUUUACGCAAACCUGCAUCUGAUAUCAUUAAAAGAAUUCCCUUAAGCAACAAUACUGUUGAAAGACGUAUUGAUGAAAUGAGUUCUGAUAUUGAAAGCUUCUUAUAA
This is a messenger RNA of Acanthoscelides obtectus, 540 nucleotides long. The record is from the annotation of a GenBank genome assembly. NCBI's taxonomy places the organism in Eukaryota, Metazoa, Arthropoda, Insecta, Coleoptera, Chrysomelidae.